AUGGCUGCCCCAACGCGCGCAUCUCGAAUCCGCAAUCCCGCACUCUUUAUCUGCGACAUCCAAGACAAAUUCCGCAAUGGAAUCUACGAAUUUCCCAAACUGUACAAAUCCCAUAUCCCAAAACCACCCGAACCCAAAAACGCUAACAAACCAAACAGCGUCUCAACAACAGACAAAAUGCUCCGCGCUGCCUCAACCCUUCAAAUCCCCGUCUUCAUAACAACUCAAAACCGCGCCAAACUCGGCAACACCGUGCCAGAACUCCAACAACACCUUAACGGCCCACACAUCCGCGCCGACGUAGAUAAGACCCUCUUCUCAAUGAUAACCCCAGAGAUCGAGAAGUUACUCCCAGCCCCAGGUUCUGCGCCUCUAGAUGUGAUAAUCGUCGGGAUUGAGACGCACAUCUGCGUGACGCAGACGACGCUCGAUCUCCUCGAGCGCGGUCACCGUGUUUACAUCCUCGUUGAUGGAGUCAGCAGUAUUAACCCCGAGGAGAGGGGGGUUGCGCUUGCUAGAUUGAGGGAUGCUGGGGCUGUGGUUACAAGUAGUGAGAGUGUGCUUUUUGAGAUUCUUGGUGAUGCUUCGCAUGAGUCGUUCCGGGAUAUUAGUGGGCUUGUUAAAGAGACGAAGGAGAGUACGAAGGUGGCUUUGGGGGUUUUCUCGAAGAUUUAA
Molecule: messenger RNA, 675 nt
Organism: Penicillium griseofulvum
Lineage: Eukaryota; Fungi; Ascomycota; Eurotiomycetes; Eurotiales; Aspergillaceae
Exons: 3
Coding region: 1-675 (224 amino acids)
Source: RefSeq, a predicted model, not a curated record